Molecule: messenger RNA, 1955 nt
Organism: Nomia melanderi (Alkali bee)
Lineage: Eukaryota; Metazoa; Arthropoda; Insecta; Hymenoptera; Halictidae
Product: replication termination factor 2
Biological process (GO): mitotic DNA replication termination
Cellular component (GO): nucleus
Source: RefSeq, a predicted model, not a curated record
UUAGUGCAAGAAUGGCGCGCUGAGCUUGUAUAGUGAUCAAUAUAGGAAAGUGACAAGUGUACCACGAAAUUGCAUACGGAAACGGAUGCCCUUGAAUUGUCGUUGGCCAUACCAGAACAUUGCUACGAUAUCAGGCUUAUUAUCGAAACGAUUUAAUGGCGUCCGUUAAUAAACUGCUGAGAAACGAGCGGUUUUCACUCACCAGAUAUCCCGUAUUGCACCUGUACUCGGAGAAGACAGCAGAUGCUUGAAUUUCUCAAGAAAUUCAAAACAUUCGCUGUUCCAAAUCACUCUUCGUCGAAACCAUCAGAAACCAUUGUGACCUCACGUGAUGACAAUUGUGUGCUGCUGCCUUACGACCCGCCCGGCAACUAAAACAAACUGAAACGGAGCAUCAUCAGCUGACUUGUGAUCUGCUACAACGAUCGUGUAUUGUUACCACUACACUCGAUACUUUCGUAUUCAGCUUCCGAUCAAAUGUUAAAUUAGAUUUUCGUUUAUUCGUUGCUUGUUUCGUUUGGAUCUAUAAAAAUUAAUGGUAAAUCACGGCGUAUACGUUUUUCUUAAGUAUUCAGUAUGAAUUAUGUUUAUUAUGGAAAUAAUUUAAUUACGAGAGAGAAGUUGGUAAUACUGAUUUUCAUUUCCUUGGACUGACUCGAUACUAUUAAAUACUAUACAAGGGUUCUCAAUCCUUUUUUAUCGGCAUUCCAAAAUUGGAUUUAUUUUACAUGAAUAUAGAAUAAUCCGUGGAUUAAUAUGAAAAAACUGACGGAAUAAUUAUAAUUGGUUAAUGUUGUGAUAUGUAAUAAUAAGAGUAUCGUUUUUUCUUGAAGAAAGCGAUUUAUGGCGUUUGAACAAAUAUAUUACUUGUUAGAGGUCACUAAUGACCAGGUUGAGAACGCCUGUUACAAUCCAUAAUAGUGUUUGACGUAGAUUUUGUUAGACUCUGAUACGUUUCAAUUGUUGAUUUUACUUAUCGUUCGUUAUGGGUUGUGAUGGUGGAACUAUUCCUCGUAGAAAUGAGUUGGUCAGAGUUAAAAAGAAACCAGAACAGAAAGAUAAAGAGGCAGAAUUGGCAUUUAAAUGGAGACAUUGUACAAUAAAACAAUUGCCUUUGCAACCACCAGUGGUUGGAUGUGCUUUAGGUCGUUUGUAUAGCAAGGAAUCUGUUUUGGAAGGUCUCCUUGAUAGAAGCAUACUACCAGAAUCAACACAGCAUAUUAAAACCUUAAAGGAUGUGAAAAAUUUGAAUUUAACUGCGAAUUCAGCAUUUGAAGCUAAUAAAGCUGAAAAAGGAGAUUGUUAUACAGAUGGAGGCAAAAGCCCAUACAUUUGUCCAGUUAUUGGAUUAGAAAUGAAUGGAAAAUAUAAAUUUUGCUUUCUAUGGUCUUGUGGUUGUGUGAUGAGCGAACGCGCACUUAAAGUAAUCAAGAGCAAUAUAUGUCACCAAUGUCAGCAACCAUACAAUGAGACAGAUAUUGUUAUUAUAAAUGCGGAAGGAGAUGACCUUAAAAAAAUGGAGGAAAAUAUGACAAAUAGGAAGGCUGUUCAAAAGAAAUCAAAAAAACACAAAUGUGAAAGUAUUGAAACUGAAGUUGCAAAGCAAGAUGAAGCACCAAAGAAGAAAAUUAAGAAAGAAGAUAAAGUUGGUAGCAUUAAAAUCAAUAGUAAUAGAAGCGAAGCAGAAGACCCAGCAUAUAAAAAAGUUAAAGACAAUUAUAGUGUCGCUAAGGAUCCCAAAGCAUCAGAAGUUUUUAAAAGUAUUUUCACCAGUCAUAAGUCUGCAGCAGAACAAGAUAGGGCUCAUUGGGUUACAUACAAUCCAUUCUAUAAUUAAAGUAUUAAUUUCAAUGUAAAAAUCUUGAGAUAUGUACAAUAUAGCUGAACACACAAAUAACAUUAUAUACAGAUAAAAUUAAAAUAUAUUACAGAAAGUGAAAUGUUUCUACAUGGCU